Messenger RNA from Talaromyces proteolyticus, 1368 nucleotides. Its product is annotated as CaaX prenyl protease Ste24. The record is from RefSeq and is a predicted model, not a curated record. NCBI's taxonomy places the organism in Eukaryota, Fungi, Ascomycota, Eurotiomycetes, Eurotiales, Trichocomaceae. Gene Ontology annotation, cellular component: endoplasmic reticulum membrane. Bases 1 to 1368 code for a protein of 455 amino acids. Gene Ontology annotation, molecular function: metalloendopeptidase activity. The transcript has 5 exons. Gene Ontology annotation, biological process: CAAX-box protein processing.
AUGAUCAACAUUCUUCAGGCGCUUGCACGCUUUCUCGACCGCCCUCUCUUUCCGUGGAAGACGGUCCUGGUGGGCUUUUCGCUUGGUCAACAUGUCUUAGAAAGCUUUCUUUCGUACCGCCAAUAUCGUGUUCUGCAGCGUACUAAGCCGCCAAAGGUUUUGGAAGGAGAGGUUACCCAGAAAGUCUUUGAUGACAGCCAGACAUAUGGUAGAGCGAAAGCCAAGUUUGGCUUCUUUACCGCCCUCUUUGGUCAAGUCCAGAACCUCGUUUUUAUCUACUAUGACUUCUUGCCCAAGAUAUGGAGCCUAGCAGGCCUGUGGCUUACUCAGUACUUUCCAUCAUGGUUCCAAGGCGAAAUCGGACACACGCUUGUUUUCUUCUUCGUUUUCAACCUAUUGACCACCGUUCUAUCACUUCCAAUCUCGUACUACAAUACCUUUGUCCUCGAGGAAAAGUUUGGUUUCAACAAGCAGACGGUCAAGCUCUGGGUAACCGAUAUGCUCAAAGGUCAAGCUCUUGGAAUCGUUCUGGGUGGUCCACUUAUGGCAGCAUUCUUGAAGAUCAUCCAGAAAACCGGUAGCCAGUUCUUUUAUUACUUGUGGCUUUUCAGCAUUGUGGUGCAAGUCUUUGCUAUCACUAUUUACCCGAUCGUCAUCCUCCCAAUGUUCAACAAACUGUCGCCUCUUGAAGCUGGCCAUAUCAAAACCGGUGUUGAACAACUUGCAACUAAAUUGAGCUUCCCGUUGCACGACAUCUAUUCCAUUGAUGGCAGUAAAAGAAGUGCCCACAGCAAUGCCUAUUUCUUUGGAUUUCCUUGGAAGAAGCAUAUCGUGAUCUACGACACUCUGAUGGAGAAAAGCGAACCGGAAGAAGUUGUGGCUGUCUUGAGUCACGAACUAGGUCACUGGAAGCUUGGACACACUACCAAAUUGUUCGCGAUUGCUCAAGCCCACAUGUUCUAUAUCUUUGCUCUAUUCACUGCAUUUGUCAACAACAAGUCGCUGUUCGAAUCGUUUGGUUUUUAUCAUGAAAAACCUAUCAUGAUCGGUUUCCUCCUGUUCUCGGACGCUCUGGCUCCAAUGGAUGCUGUCGUGAAGCUGCUGAUGAACAUUCUCAGCCGUAAAUUCGAAUUCGAAGCAGAUGCGUUUGCGUCCAACCUCGGUUACUCCAAGCUCCUAGCCCGGUCGCUCCUCAAACUCCAGAUCCAAAACCUGAGUACUAUGGAUGCCGAUUGGAUGUACGCCAGCUACCACUACUCUCACCCCAUUCUCUCAGAACGCUUGGGUGCGCUGGGCUGGAAAGGCGAGGGGGCUGACAAGACCGAAGACAGCGACAAGCCUAUCAAGGCUGCAGACAGGGAACUGUAG